Molecule: messenger RNA, 411 nt
Organism: Prunus armeniaca (apricot)
Lineage: Eukaryota; Viridiplantae; Streptophyta; Magnoliopsida; Rosales; Rosaceae
Source: the annotation of a GenBank genome assembly
AUGGGAAGCUGGGCUAAUCUUGGACGUGGGGACUCCCGGGAAGGGACCCUUUCUCAUAACUCAGCUUCCAAUACGGUUUCUUCUAGCACACGACAGGGGGAUAAUCAUGCCUACCAUAGUGGGCCAGGUCACAUGCAGGAUGUGGAAGCAGUGGGUGAGGGUUUGGAUCUAAAUGUUACUGUAGAUGAGCAAGUGCUAGCUGUAGGCGGAGGAGAUAGUGUGGAGGAGCAAGUAGUGGGAAAUAUUGGCUUGGGACGUUCGUGGAGUCUAACUCAGAAUUCUGACCCCUUUAAUUUGGGUCAUUUGAUUGUUGGUACACAACGGAGUGGGGAAGGUAGAGCAAAGAGAAAAGGUACGCUGAGCAUGGGGCGGGAGGAAGCUGAACGUUGUAGACUUGGCAAGCGGCAGUGA